Trichomonas vaginalis G3 is the source of this 3126-nucleotide messenger RNA. RefSeq lists its product as uncharacterized. The transcript has a single exon. NCBI's taxonomy places the organism in Eukaryota, Parabasalia, Trichomonadida, Trichomonadidae. The record is from RefSeq and is a predicted model, not a curated record. The coding region runs from base 1 to 3126 and encodes 1041 amino acids.
AUGUUCAUCCCUUUUGUCUUCGUUAUUUUGUUUUUCCUUUACAGAUUAUUUAUCGAACACAAAAGAAGCUCAAUUCAGCCAUACUUAGACCAAUUAGACACAUUCAAAGACAACUAUACAGUUCACGCUAUUAGUACAUCAUUAGAAUCAUUGACAACAGAAAGACAACUAAGAUUACUAAUUUAUGAAGGAAUUACAGCAGGAAAUCAGAUCAUUACAUCAAAAUCAUUCGUUCAGUUUUGCUUGGAAAGGUUUCCAAGAAGCCAAUGGAUGGCUUCCUAUAUAAGUUUUCUUUGUUUAUUAUAUUGGGAGACAAACACAAUUAUUUAUCAGUUCAUGCUUCAUACAUUAAGCUUAGAUUACUUUGGAAUGAGGAAUCUUCACCUUUUUCAAGCAAUUUUUUGUUUAAUGCAGACAUCAGAAAAUUUAUCACCAGUAAUAGCUAGAGAACUUGAUGAAUAUCGAUGUGAAGUUGCGGAAUUUGCAUCAUUACAUCGUUUGUUCUGGAAAUCAGUUCGAAAUGGAAACGAAUUAAGUUUUCAUGAUUCAUUUUUCGCUUUGCAUCGGAAAAUAAAUAGUUUAGCGCGACAUGUAAAGAUAUUGUCAAUGAAAUAUCCAUAUUGCUCAUCAAUACAGAGUGAAAACGCCUUAUUUUUCGCAGAUAUCAAACAUAAUUAUUCAAAAUCCUCAGAAUUUUACUCCCGAGCCGCUAAAUUUUUGAAUUCAAAACGAUCAUUUAUUUUCGAUGAAAUGACUUCAAAUUUUUCUCAAUUAUUUCUAAUUCCGAAACAAGAACCAGAUAAGACACGCAACGAAGAUGACGCUAAAGCAAUUGAUGAAUUAAGGUUUAUAUCAAAUCUCGAAUAUCAUGAGCGUGCAUUGAGAUAUAUGACUGUUGUAUCAUCGAAUGACAAAUAUCUUCAAGCAUUAUCUCAUACAUUCAGCGUUCCUACGAACCAACAACCCGUAGAUAUCGUAUUUGACAAAUAUCGAACGAUUAUAAUCAAGAUAACCUUCUAUUUACCGAUUGUUUUCUUUAUAAUUUUCGGUCUGAUCAUAAUUCACUUUAAUAUCGUGAACGAUUCCGAUGCAGAAGAUUAUAAAGAAAGUACUUUGAUUUUAGAAAGCAUGAACCUUUUCAGGAACCAGAUAUACUUCAUCAGACAAGAUGCCAGAUUGCUUGCCAACAUUCUGCUUGAUAAUUUCAAUGAAAUUGUCAACAAAUCAAUUUAUUACAAUAUUUCUGAUAGUACAUGGUAUGAUACAAUGACCAUUCUAUACUUCCUAUCAAUGGAACAUACGAGUGCUAUCGAGGCCUUGUUCAAUGAACAGUUUUAUAUCUUUUCAACAAGAAAAGUUCAUCAAAAUGUCAAUUUUUCGAUUCCUGGCUGUGAUUCAACGAAUUGCUCAUUAGCUUAUUUGUAUUCUGAUAUGCAUAAUAGUAUUAAGUACAUGCUGAACCCUAAGGACCCUUAUAGACUCACGAAUACGACUUUGAUUCAAAGAUUAGAUGAUUUUAGUGAAAAACUCAUGAAUUUGACCGACAGUACACAUGAACAGCUUGUACAUAGUCAUUAUAAUUGGAUACAGGAUACGAUUCAUAGAAAUAAGACUGUUUAUUGGCAUCUUUUAUUAGCAAUUCUGAUUUUGUCAUCGAUAACAUUACUCGUUUACGUAAUAAGUACCUUGACUCUUAAGAAACAUGUUUAUGCCGUAAUUAAGACGAUUCAGCCUGCAAUGUUAAAAUCUAUUUCAUCUCAAUUCGAUAAACUGAUAUCUCUUGAACAGAAACAGACACAAACUAUUCAAGAUCAUACGUUCAUCAAAGGAAUCUUGUUUUUCAUCGCUUCUUUUGCUAUUUUGUUUGUUUAUACAGUUUUGAUGUUAUUAGCUCAAAGAUACUACAAGAAUAAUAUCCAGCCAAGGAUGACAUACCUAUAUCCAUUCCCAGAACCUAAUGAUUUUUCAGAAUUUAUUAUUUUCAUGGUCGGAAUUUUGGAAGGAACGGCCAGAUGGGGUAUAGAUCUUGAUGUCAUUAGUAAGGGAACACGUCUUUUACUAGAAAUGUCCCUUAUGACACCAGUUAGCUGCAUAUAUCAUCUUUAUUUCAAAACUUGCUAUAAUUGUUAUGCGAAAACUUUUUAUUAUGAGAAAUUUGACUCCAGGAGCCUCUGGUGGCUUUCUUAUAUUACACUUUUUCUCUCAUUAUUAUGUUUAAUUGGUUUUCUCUACUAUACUUACCAGAUUAUCUAUUUGGGACGGACUGUUGAAGACAUAAUGAAGUUCGUUCCAACAUCUGCGCGCAAAUCUAACCCUGUUCUUCAAAAAUUUAUGGCAGGAGAUCAAAUUCCGAUAAAAGAGAUCUCAGAUUUUGCCAGGGACAUUGGGAUAGCACCAGAAAUGCCAGAAUUCUUUGCUGUUCUGUAUUUAGAUCCAUUGGAAAACGUAAUACAGACAAAAGGCCAAAUUUCCUCAUUUCUUCCAUUCAUUCCCAACAAUUUAGGGGAAGUCCAAGAAUAUUUAAUCCGAAAUUCGACGGACAGCGGCCUUUCCAUUUCUAAUUUCUUCAAAUUAAAGUCCCCACUAGAAUCCAGGAGUUUAUCAAUCAACGGACGCGAAUUCUCAUUCUCCUUUUCCAGGAAAGGCUCCAUUCUCCUCAUAAAAGAUGAUUCCCACCAUCAUCUAUCGAAUGACAGAACGAGAAUGAUCGAAAGAUUACAUUCAACAGUGAAAGAAAGGAAAGAUCGAAGGAAAGGAAUGAAUCUGGGCCAAACAGUGCUUCUCAUUAUAGAAAGCAAAGGGAAAACAACACAUAGCAAUAUAGUAAAGAUGUUGGAACCAGUUACACAAGUCGUUGACACAAGAUUUAGAAGAAUUGUUUGUUUUUCUAAUUUAGAAAAAGUGACAGAUAUCGUAAAAGUGACAACUGAAAUUUUCAAUAAUUAUGGCAACGAGAUAAGAGGAGUUUUACACUGUGGAAACAGUUUGUCUGUGUUACAAAGUGCUGUUUCCAUUGAGAAACCGAGAGUUUUUGGACAAGCUUAUGAUGAAGGAAGAAUGAUGCUUUCCAAAGCAAAAAUAGGAGAAUUAGUACAAUCUGACCAGUUUUUGGCACUUCUUAUUUAG